This is a messenger RNA of Verticillium dahliae VdLs.17, 822 nucleotides long. RefSeq names its product urease accessory protein ureG. The transcript has 2 exons. NCBI's taxonomy places the organism in Eukaryota, Fungi, Ascomycota, Sordariomycetes, Glomerellales, Plectosphaerellaceae. The coding region runs from base 1 to 822 and encodes 273 amino acids. Gene Ontology annotation, molecular function: nickel cation binding; GTPase activity. The record is from RefSeq and is a predicted model, not a curated record.
AUGUCUCACUCACACGACGGCGGCGCCAGCCACUCCCACUCCCAUGAUGCCAGCAUCUCAGCUGCUGAGCAUGGCCACUCGCACGAGAUCCUUGACGGGCCCGGCAGCUACCUCGGCCGCGAGAUGCCCAUCGUAGAGGGCCGCAACUGGUCUGACCGAGCCUUCACCAUUGGCAUCGGCGGACCCGUGGAUUCCGGCAAGAUGGCCCUCAUGCUGGCGCUCUCGCGGGCGCUGCGCGAAAAGUACUCGCUCGCCGCCGUGACCAAGGACAUCUUCACGCGCGAGGACGCCGAGUUCCUAACCCGCCACAAGGCCCUGCCGGCCUCGCGCAUCCGCGCCAUCGAGACGGGCGGCUGCCCGCACGCCGCCGUGCGCGAGGACAUCUCGACCAACCUCGCCGCGCUCGAGGACCUGCACCACGAGUUCGACACGGACCUCCUCCUCAUCGAGUCGGGCGGCGACAACCUCGCGGCCAACUACAGCCGCGAGCUCGCCGACUUUAUCAUCUACGUCAUCGACGUCAGCGGCGGCGACAAGAUCCCGCGCAAGGGCGGGCCUGGCAUCACGCAGAGCGACCUGCUCGUCGUCAACAAGACGGACCUCGCCGAGAUUGUCGGCGCCGACCUUGGCGUCAUGGAGCGCGACGCCCGCAAGAUGCGCGAGGGCGGGCCCACCGUCUUUGCCCAGGUCAAGAAGGACGUCGGCGUCGACCACAUUAUCAACCUCAUCACGAGCGCCUGGCGGGCCAGCGGCGCCGAGGGCAACAGGAAGGCUGCCGGUGGGCCGCGGCCGACGGCGGGGCUCGAGGAGCUGAAUGCGUGA